GUCGAGGGGGCUAGCUCGCGAACGGAGCGAUCUGCUGGCCGCUCUUUCUCCUUUGUCGGUCAUCCCUCCGCGUCCAUCUCUGAUUUUGAGAUUGAUUCGCGGUUUUUCUCUUUCUUCGAUCGAUCGAAGCUUGCCCUUGAAUUAGAUCCCUCGGGUUCGGUCUUGUGUCUACUUUCAUGGUGGCGAUGAACCCUGGCAAUAAGGAGGGCGAGCCAAAACCUUGGGAGGAUCGAGAGCACAUUUACAGGGCAUGGGGACUUCUUCUCUUCGGUGUUAUUGGUGCCACCGCCACCACCGUCGCGGUUAGUCAGUUGCGCAGGACUGGCGAUUGGUUCUACUCUCAGUUAAAAAAAUCAGAGUCAAGUACUUCAUGGAGGAAUACAGCUAAUAGUUCAAACCGUGGAGGUUAUAGUGAUGAAUCUCGGAAAAGGUAUAACCAGAGAAUGCAUGAGGAAUCCGAGGAGGAACGUGCAAGAGUGGAGCGAAUCAGGCGCAUGCAAAGAAUAUUUAAUAGAGAGAGAUAUAAAUAUAAGAAGAGCUAUGAGCGUUGGAGGGACAAUGACCACGGUGCUUAUCAUAGUCCACAAGAUGAUUGGUAUUACAGGACAAAUACAUAUUACCAAGAACGAAGAACCAAUUACGACUUCAGCCCAAGGCAUGGUGGAAAUUAUUCAAUGUCUCACCAUUACAAAGUCUUAGGUCUUGACUGGUCGAGGCCAGCGCCUUUUUCUGACGCUGAGAUAAAGUCGGCUUUCAGAGCUAAAGCUUUGGAGUACCAUCCUGAUCAAAAUCAAGAUAAUAAAGAAACUGCAGAGGCAAAGUUCAAAGAAAUAAUGGCAUCCUAUGAAGCAAUAAAGGAGGAGAGGAAAAAUUGAAAUACGUGUCAAUGCCAACCAUUGUUGUAAAAUCCGGAGAAUUGUUAGGAGAACAUUAUUUUUUUUUUAAAAAAAAAGUCUAUAUAAGAAAUAAUGUUUAUGGAUUUUAAAAGCAACGGUCAGGUCCUAUCAUCUCUUGUUGCAUUGGGACAAUCCAACCAUUUUUUUUUAUUUUUUGUGAGAAGUGUGUUAAACUUAAGGAACGCUUUAACAAAAGUAUAACUUACAUGGAUGAUUCCUGUUAUUUCUGUGGGAAA
This is a messenger RNA of Zingiber officinale, 1132 nucleotides long. RefSeq lists its product as uncharacterized. Lineage: Eukaryota; Viridiplantae; Streptophyta; Magnoliopsida; Zingiberales; Zingiberaceae. The coding region runs from base 177 to 875 and encodes 232 amino acids. The transcript has 7 exons. The record is from RefSeq and is a predicted model, not a curated record.